GACCCAAACCCUAAAGAAGACCUAACACAUAGAUAUUGUCUCAAGUAUUACAGCCCCGAAAUUCAUAAACCUAAACCAACAAAAAGUGGUAAACUUUUAGAAUAUAACCCCGAAAUAAUUGCUAUAAAAGAUAAUACUAGUGAUAUCAAUACCAAAGAAGAAUUUAAUAGAUUCAGUGGAUCAGAAGCAGAAGAAGAACACAAAGAAAUUUGGAAAAUGAUAAACUAUAUGUAUAGACAAAUGUGUAGACAAAAGAAACAGAUGGGAAUAAUAAGUGAAGUACUUGUAGACCAUAAGUACCAUAUUGAAGCAUUACAAAAAAAAUCUGGAAUAUCUCAAAAAAGUAAUACUUUACAAACUAAAGAUCAAUGGAUAAACUAUCUCAAAGAAACUGUACAACAACUUGUGGAUACAGUAAAUAAGCAUAAUCAGCACAUUGAAGAUCUUGAACAAGAAAACAAAAAUUUGAAAAGGAAAUUAAGUAAUUUACAAAAAGACCACUACCAAAACGGUUAA
Molecule: messenger RNA, 516 nt
Organism: Racocetra persica
Lineage: Eukaryota; Fungi; Glomeromycota; Glomeromycetes; Diversisporales; Gigasporaceae
Source: the annotation of a GenBank genome assembly